Messenger RNA from Hydractinia symbiolongicarpus, 4706 nucleotides. Its product is annotated as TNF receptor-associated factor 3-like. Bases 313 to 1893 code for a protein of 526 amino acids. Lineage: Eukaryota; Metazoa; Cnidaria; Hydrozoa; Anthoathecata; Hydractiniidae. Gene Ontology annotation, cellular component: plasma membrane signaling receptor complex. The transcript has 5 exons. Gene Ontology annotation, biological process: regulation of canonical NF-kappaB signal transduction; positive regulation of JNK cascade. Gene Ontology annotation, molecular function: protein binding. The record is from RefSeq and is a predicted model, not a curated record.
AAUGUACCUCUUUCUUAAUUUACCUCUUUCUUAACGUACCUCUUUCUUAAUAUACCUCUUUCUUAAUGUACCUCUUUCUUAAUAUACCUCUUUCUUAAUAUACCUCUUUCUUAAUGUACCACUUUCUUAAUGUACCUCUUUCUUAAUGUACCCCUUUUUUAAUGUACCGCUCUUAAUUUAUCUCGAAAAUUAUUGUUUCAUGUUCACUUUUGCUCAUUCGGAAAACAUCUAAAUUAAUUGUUGGGAAGCAGUAAGACUGGAAAAAUUGCUUUAGUGUUCAAAUUAUUUUUUAGGAUCUAAAUAAUAAAGAAAAUGGCAGAGUGUGAUGGUGGGUUUGAUGCUAAUUUUGUCACAGAUAUACAUGACUUACUUAAAUGCGUUGUUUGUAAUUUUGUGUUAAAAAGUCCUGUGCAAGUGAUUGAGUGUGGCCACAGAUUUUGUAGGGAAUGCUAUGAAAAGAUAAAGGAGUAUGCGUUGAGCAGAGAUGUGGAGUUGUUGUGCCCACUGGACAGACUUGUUAUAGAUGAGAAACAAGUUUUUCCAGAUAAAGGAAUCGAAAGAAGAAUUUUGGACUUACAAGUCAAGUGUGAUCAUCUUAAUGACGGCUGUGAAUGGAUGAAUGAAUUGCGACAUCUUCAGAAUCAUAUUAAUAAUGAAUGUUUUUUUGCAUUGGUUUGUUGUCCCAAUGACGGAUGUAAUAUUAACAGUGUCAGAAGUGAACUGGAAGACCACAAGAAAAUAUGUCCCAUGAAGGAGAGUAGCCAAAGCCAGAAACUCAGAAAACUAGAAACAAUGAUUUCGGAAGUCAUGGAGAGAUUGAAAGCCAAAGAUGACCAGUUGGAAGCGUUGACAAUGCAAAUGAAAGAGAAUGAUGCCAAUUCAAGAAAAAUGAUGUCGAAUGUCAUGGAGAGAUUGAAAGCGAAAGAUGACCAAUUGGACGCGUUGAAAAUGCAAAUAAAGGAGAAUGAAGUAAAUUCAAAAACAAAGAUUUCGGAAGUCAUGGAGAGAUUUAAAGCCAAAGAUGACCAAUUGGACGCGUUGACAAUGCAAAUGAAAGAGAAUGAUGCCAAUUUAAAAACAAUGAUGUCGAAUGUCAUGGAGAGAUUGAAAGCGAAAGAUGACCAAUUGGACGCGUUGAAAAUGCAAAUAAAGGAGAAUGAAGUAAAUUCAAAAACAAUGAUUUCGGAAGUCAUGGAGAGAUUUAAAUCAAAAGAUGACGAGUUGAACGCGUUGAAAAUGCAAAUAAAGGAGAAUGAAGCAAAUUCAAAAACAAUGAUGGUAGACUUUAUGGAUAAACUAAAAGCCAAAGAUAACAAACUGGAUUCGUUAGUAACACAAAUGAAAAACACAAAUAUUAAAUUAGAAACAGUGGAAAGUGAAUUGAAGAUAUUAAAUAAAAACUUCAAUGGCUAUAAAAAUGCUUGUGAAGAUGUGAAAAAAGAUAUAGUUUCCCUAAAAGUGUUACAAAACACAAAGCUAGUUGGAUAUUUUCAAUGGAAUAUAACUGAAUGUUCUCGUAAACGUUCACAGAAGAAAAUAAGUAGUUCGCCUUUUUCCACUUUAAAUGGUUACAAGUGCGCUCUUUUAGCUCAGUGGUCAGAUAAAAAUGAAUUUGGAAUUUUUAUCUACCUUAAAGUUGGCGAAAUAGAUGAUGAUCUAAUCUGGCCGUUUAAUAUGAAAGUUACAUUUGAGUGUUGUAACGGAGAUGAUAUUGUUAAACGUAUUCUUGAUAGCUCUAACUCUGUAGGGUAUCCUUGGAGAAAAAAACCAAGCGCAGAAAUUGGUGGCGAUUAUGGAUUUUCUAAAUUUCUUUUAGGAAGUCAUCUUGAUAAAUUUGUUAAAGACGAUAGUAUUGUGAUAAAUUGCUAUAUCGAAACAAUGGAUACACAGUAAAUAGAGUUUAAAGAUGAAACCGAAUAAACAUUUUGUAAACUGUUUGAUGUUGCUUGUAGACAUUUUAAGAGAAUGUCCAAUGGAUUCUAUAAUAUAAACAGUUUUAAGUUAUCUAGAAGCUCUGUGACAUUAAAAAUCGUUGAAUUAAGUAUAUUAUCGAGAGAGAAACAUUUGAACAAAGAUAAGAUGACCUUAAUUUUUUCAGAUUAAGUCAAAUUUUGAUUUUAUCCAAUUCAAAAGCUCUGCACAUCUCUAAAUCAACAAUAGUAAUCAGCUGUUUGUUAGUUCUGUUAGCAAUCAUAUGUUCCCCAUACUUUUUUAUACCCUAGCCCUUCGUCCCAGGUCUCUUGCUAUUCUUAAUUUGGGAUGCUCGCCGGACAACGAGGUUGUACAUUCCACAGUGGCAUUCGACUCCUAUCAAAGAAAAAACAUAUUUUUUUAUGCAGUAUGACGCAUUUUCGAAAUGUUUUUGUACUUGUGAACAUGUUCUUUGUACUUGUGAACAACACUGUACCUGUGUUCCCAACAACAAAAAAGCAAAAAGGUGAGGCGACAACAUUUACUAGAUUUUAAAAUUCAUUUAGUUGUCCUUGAUAAGUUAGCAAAUGAAAACAAUUUUAAGGGAACAAAAGUUAUGUUAAUAUAUAUUUCAUUGAUGCACUUUAUACACAGUAAUUGUGGAACGUUAUAUUAAACUAUACAGUUGACCUUACCUGUAUAUAACCUGAUAAAUCGGUGUGCAAAUGCUUUCUGUUGUAAUUAUUCUUAAAUUUAGAAAAAGGUACUAUUAUAUAAUAACACGCAGUACUUUUUUUUACUGUUGAAAUAUAUAUGUGCAACAAAAACUAGUGUUCACUCAGUGCGGGUAAAAUCAACGUUGCGAAAUAUAAUACUAUAAUAAUAUAAUGCUUGUCCACUAAAUAAUGUCUACGAUUGUAGUUUCUACAUGAGGGCUCUCGGUUAACCUCGAAGUUUUUUAAUAUGGACUGUUUGGUCAUCCACUCACGAUGCAAUUUUAUGUAAUUGUUUUAUUGUUGGUUGUGGUGAAUUAAAAAAAUGAUUGCUUAUACGUUUUCAGCACAUGCGAUCUUGUAAUUUCGAGGUUAUUAAUUUUCACAGUGAUUGGCGUCAAAUCAAGACUUUGUGUAAAAAAAACAUCGGAACCUGAGGUUGUGCAGUAGAAAAAUUGUCUCUUAAUACGUAUUUUGAGAAAUGCAGAUCACAUCAUUUUUGUGAAGUGUUUAGUUUGAAUAAAACAUUGCUAAAAAAAUUUAACAAGCAAAAAUGCAUUAUCUGAGCUACUCCUAAAUCUUAUUUCAUUCUCUUCAGUGUGUUCAAAGUACGCAAGGUAUAUACCCAAAAAUGAAUGUUUCGAUGGCAUACUUAUUUCAAUUAUACCAAUAAACACGUCCCUAUAAUAAAUGUCAUGCCUAUUGUGAAAAAACUGCAAUAAACGCCCUCUAACAAAAACCGCCCUUUAAUAACUGCUGAAAUUUAAAAUUGUGGUUUCUGUGUGUAGUAGAACAAGAUUAAAGGCGUGAAAUCAGCAAAGAGAAAACAAAUAAGACACCUAAAAGCAACGAAUUUGCAAAAGCAUUAAUAAAAGCAUUAAAAGUAUUAAAAACCGGACAUUCGCAACAUUUUCCAUUUAAUGUGUCCGCGACACCGCAAAAUUUACCAUAUUCACAACGAUCUCGUGUAAGCCGUUUGUUUUUGUUUAUUUGAAAAAUUCUGAAAGCUAUGUAAGGCAAAAUACCUAAAGGGAAGAAAUUAUUGCGCAAGAAAAGAUUGCGGAUUAAAGAUUGCAAAUUUGGCCAAAUCUUUUCUUCCGCGAUUUUCAGCAAGGAGUAGCAGCAAUUCGCAAUCUUUUCUUCCGCAAUUCUAAAAAAAAAAGAGCGAGGGUUUACAGGGGAAUUCCCUAAAGUAUUGAUUUCGAAAGAAAUUUUCAAAGGAACAAAUCUUUAUGACCAAGAUGAAAUAAAUUUGUCAAGCGAUUUCGUGAAAAAAAUAUUGGGUCAUUGCUUCAAUUCGCAAUCUUUAGUUCCGCAAUUCAUGAUUGUAUCACGAAUUCGUAAUCUUUAGUUCUGCCAUUUACGAUUUUUUCGACCAUGAACUCGCAAAUUCUUCUACUCUUAAGGUACUAAGUUUGUUUCUACCGAAUAUUAAGAAAUCUUUAUUUAUUGGAAAUGUGGUUAUCCACAAAAAUAUAUCCCUCAAAAUAAAGCAUUUUUGGAAAGUUCAUUUCUGGAUUUCUGCUACAAAUGUUUAGUUUCCUUACAGGUGUACAUCGAUACAUUACAGAUGAAGUUGUCAAAAGAAAUGUGGUAUUGAUUAAGUAUUUCAAAGCAAUGUUUGACGAGCAUCCUCGUCCCCAGAGCUUGAUGCCAAAGCUGCUGGGAACGAGGUUGGUUUGACGAGCUUUUGAGAGGGUACCGCAGAUCUUAGACACAAUUUAACAAUUUGGGGUUAAAUACAUUUCAAUACAUUUUCAAAUCCUUAUAGCAUAUAAACCUGUUUAUUUCAUACCGUAGAGUACUUCCUCUAGCGGUGUAUAAGAGUUGUUACUAAAAACAUUAAAACAUUUUUUUUCCUGUUUAUUUCUCAAUAUAAUAAAAUUACAACGAUUCAAUAAUAUUUUUUUUACAAUUUUGGUAUUUUAAUUUUUUUAUUUUGCUUUCAUAUUUUUUGUUAUACAUAUAAUUUCUACGCAGCAUACCAACUUACCAAAAAAACACUCAGUAAUAUAUAAAUAAAAAUUAGUUUUUAAAACUACAAACUACCACGUGGGUAUGACAUUCUAUAAAAACAAACAG